AUGUCACCUCCCACCGGCGAUCGCAUCCUCUCGGGCCAGAACGUGCUCCUGCGCCUGCCCAGCGGUGUCCACAAGAUCGUGCGCGUCUCGGCAGACACGACAAUCUCGCUAGGAAAAUUCGGCACGUUCCCGUCCAACGCGCUGCUGCACAGACCCUACAAUCUCACCUACGACAUCCUCGACAACAAUGCUGGACUGCGCGUGGUGCCGGCCGCUGAGGUGACGCGCGAUAUUCUCGGGGGUGGCUUGCGCCAGGAGCAGGAGCAGGGUGUUGCCGACGAGACCCAUUACGACCUGAGUUAUGUUUCGCCCGCCUCCGGCUCCGCUACCCCCACGACGCCCGCCGGCGCCGUGGCUACUCCGACCGAAGAGGUGAUGCGCACAAACAGGCUGACGGUCGACACCCCCGACAGCCAGACAUUGAGUUGGGAGGAGAUUGAGGAGCUCAAGAAAACGGCCGGGAACUCGGGGAAGGACCUCAUCCAGAAGUUGUUGGCGGGGCACAGCGCUAUCGGCCAGAAGACGCCGUUCUCGCUGCAGAAAUACACCCUGCGCAAGGCAUCAAAGUUUCUGCGGAGGUUCUCGGUGCACAGGCUUACGGUGUCGUCGCUCACCGAUUACCUGCCUAUGCAGAAGGAGCCCUACAGGUUCCUGGAUAUGCGGAAUCACCAUCUGGGACUGAUGUUGUCGCUAGGAAACGUGGUCUACGGCGGUCGCUACUUGGUCGUCGACGAAACCGGCGGACUACUGGUGGCAGCCGUGGCCGAGCGUCUGGGAAUACUAAACGCACCUCCAUCGUCGACUCUUGCCGCCGCCGCCUCCGACGCCGAAGGCGAGGCCGAGCCCACAGAACCCGAGCAGAAGAAGCGCAAACUCGACGUUCCCCCGCCCGUCCGCAACACGAUAACCCUUGUGCACGCGAACGAGCAGCCCAACCUCUCCCUCCUCACCAACUUCGAUUACGACGCCAACAGCCCGCCAGCAACACACCCACUCUACACGCACCUCAAAACGCUAUCGUGGCUGCAACUCCUCGACCCGGAGAACGACACCUCGCUCUUGAAGCCGCCCACGUCGACGCCCGAAGAGCUCGCCGCACUCAAAUCCGGCAAGCGCUCCGCGUACUACCGCAAACUCCGGCGCUGGCAAAAGGUCUCUAGCGCGGUCGCCGACGCGCGCGAGGGCAACUUCGACGCCGUCCUUGUAGCCGCACACAUCUCGACGCCGGGCGUGCUCAAGGCGGUCGUCCCGCUCGUCAAAGGCAGCGGACAGGUGGUCGUCUACUCGCCCUCCCUCGAGCAAGCCACUGAGCUCGCGGACCUCUACAGCAGCGCCCGCAGGACCACCUGGAUCCAGCGGAAAAACGACGAAACGGCCACGCCUCCGGCCACCACCACCACCACUACCGCCACGGCCGAAGACGUCGCCGCGAAUUGGGACGAUGAAAUCCCCGACCCCACACUCGUCCUGGCGCCUACCGUCCACAGGCUGAAUAUGCGGCAGUACCAGGUGCUCCCCGGAAGAACACAUCCGGUCAUGACCUCGAGAGGCGGCGCGGAGGGAUACGUCUUCCAUGGCACGAGGGUGCUGCCCGUCGCUGGAAAGGUCGAUGCUAGGGGCGCGUAUGCGAGUCAGAAGAAGAAGCGGAGGGUCGAGGAGGAGGGGGAGGGGGAGAAGGAGGAGACAAGUAUGAAGGUCGAGUAG
Tricharina praecox is the source of this 1704-nucleotide messenger RNA. RefSeq names its product Gcd10p family-domain-containing protein. Gene Ontology annotation, biological process: tRNA methylation. The record is from RefSeq and is a predicted model, not a curated record. Bases 1 to 1704 code for a protein of 567 amino acids. The transcript has a single exon. Gene Ontology annotation, cellular component: nucleus; tRNA (m1A) methyltransferase complex. Lineage: Eukaryota; Fungi; Ascomycota; Pezizomycetes; Pezizales; Pyronemataceae.